CUUCAUCUGUUAAACUGGUGAGGUAGAAUCAAAGCACAGAUUGCUGCACGUGGGACAGUGUAAAAUGCGAUGCCAGAGGUUGUAUUACCAAUCUUGAUUUGAGCAAGGAAUGGAUUAUUGAUGGAGUUGAUAAUUCAAGCAGUAUCUUCAAUCUCCAGCAUCUCCUGAGUUAAAUUUGGCAUAUAACAGCUUCGGCUCCAUGUUUCCUUCCAAGUUGAUAACACUUGCAAAUUUGAGGCAUCCUAAUCUCUCAAAUUGGAGAUUUCAAGAAUGGCAAGCUUGGUAACUCUUGAUUUAUCUUUCGAAUUCCUAAUGGUUGGAGGUUCAUUGAAACUUGAGAACCCAAAUCUAGUUAUGCUUGUUUGGAAUCUAAAGGAGCUAAUUCAUCUCUAUCUUGAUGGAAUAAAUAUAUCAGCACAGGGGAAAGAGUGGUGCCAAGCUAAUUUGUCUUCUUCUCUGCUGAACUUGCAGCUUGCUGCCACUAAUUUGCAAGAAGUUCCAGAGAAGAUCUUCCAGGUACUUACACUAAAGACUCAACUUAUUGAUCAACUCAUUUCUUGAAGAAUCAACAACUUUCAUGGGCUAAUUAGUUGCCUAGAUGACAAUUCAUCCCGGCAACUGCUUCAAGUUAUCGAUCUUGCUUCUAAUCAGUUUAAGAGAGGACUGCCUUAUCAUUGGUUAAGAACCUGGAAGGCAAUGGUGGUUGCUCCAGAUGGGCUCAAAGUCCUUGUUUUGGAGGAAAAUGUUUAAUUUGAACUUGAUCAUAACAAUAUGUUAUACCCUAAAAGCAAGUCCUAUAAUAAUUAGGACACGUGUAGACAAUCUAGAAAUAAUCCUAUUAAGGAUAGAAUAAAUCCUGAUAGGAUAAGAAUACCCAAACACCAAUUAAAACAAAAUUGUAUUC
This is a messenger RNA of Rubroshorea leprosula, 904 nucleotides long. Lineage: Eukaryota; Viridiplantae; Streptophyta; Magnoliopsida; Malvales; Dipterocarpaceae. The record is from the annotation of a GenBank genome assembly.